CUUUGCAGCUCUUUAUGAAAUUGGUCACUCUGUUUUUUUACUUAUCUGAACGAUUUCUCAUUGGCGGUGUCUAAUUUUCUAUCCCCGAAAAUAAGUCCUGCGAAUCCAUUGCAAACAAUUCUUUGAGUUUUCUAGAAAAAAAAGGAACAGACAACCGAUAAAAUGCCGAGCAUCAAGUUGCAAUCGUCGGAUGAGGAGAUCUUUGAUACGGACAUCCAAAUCGCCAAGUGCUCCGGAACCAUUAAGACCAUGUUGGAGGAUUGCGGCAUGGAGGACGACGAAAACGCCAUUGUGCCGCUGCCCAAUGUGAACUCGACGAUCCUCCGCAAGGUCCUGACCUGGGCCAAUUACCACAAGGACGAUCCGCAGCCAACGGAGGACGAUGAGAGCAAGGAGAAGCGCACCGACGACAUUAUCUCGUGGGAUGCCGAUUUCCUGAAGGUCGAUCAGGGCACUUUGUUUGAGCUCAUUCUGGCUGCCAACUAUCUGGACAUCAAGGGGCUUCUCGAGCUUACCUGUAAGACAGUGGCCAAUAUGAUCAAGGGCAAGACUCCGGAGGAAAUCCGCAAGACCUUCAACAUUAAGAAGGACUUUACACCCGCCGAGGAAGAGCAGGUGCGCAAGGAGAAUGAGUGGUGUGAGGAGAAGUAGAUCGCUUUCGUCGGGACCAAAAGAUUUAAAAAAUACGGCGGAUGCCAGGUUUUCUAAAUUCAUUUAUCACUUUUUUUUUGGUUUAAAAGCCUUCAUUUAAAUUCAGAUAACUGAUCUGCUGCAAGCGUCCUUCGUGCUUGAUGUGAUUUGUGGGGUUAAUUUUUACGUCGUACAUAUAUUUCACAUAUAUAAAAGCGAAAAUGCAAAUUCUAUGUAGCCUAUAUGCAUAAGAACACUUUGAGUUUACCUUAAUAAAUAUGUACUACCCAAACAUAAGGAAAAGCCAAUUUUGUGGGCUUCCCCUUCUCAGUUUACUGGCAGAAGAUUGUCUAAGAUCCGGAAUUACUUUAAAACUUAUCUAUUUUAUUUAAUUGCAUAAAAAAAAGAAAAACAAUUUUCAAUUCAUUAACUUUAUUAUCGAAAAUAAAACAAAUAACUUUAA
Messenger RNA from Drosophila ficusphila, 1093 nucleotides. RefSeq names its product S-phase kinase-associated protein 1 (gene SkpA). The transcript has 2 exons. Lineage: Eukaryota; Metazoa; Arthropoda; Insecta; Diptera; Drosophilidae. Gene Ontology annotation, cellular component: nucleus; cytoplasm. The record is from RefSeq and is a predicted model, not a curated record. Gene Ontology annotation, biological process: SCF-dependent proteasomal ubiquitin-dependent protein catabolic process. Gene Ontology annotation, molecular function: cullin family protein binding. The coding region runs from base 163 to 651 and encodes 162 amino acids.